UUUCUGCUCCAACGUAUUCCCCUCUCUCUCUCUCUCACUCACUCUCAUUGCAACUGCGUUACUGCAAUAUAUACAUACAUACACGCAGGUAUAUAUAUAUUUAUAUAGAUAUGGCUGCAGCAGCGUCGAAUGGUGGUUUGAUGUUGACGGUGACGAGGAAGAAGUCGGAGCUGGUGGCUCCGGCGGGGGCGACGCCGUGCGGGUACAAGCUGCUAUCGGACAUAGACGACCAGGAGGGGCUUCGGUUUCAGAUCCCGGUGAUACAGUUCUACCGGAGAGAGGCGUCGAUGGGAGGGAGAGAUCCUGCGGAGGUGAUCCGGGAGGCGGUUGCGAAGGCGCUGGUGGCGUACCAUCCUCUGGCGGGCCGGCUGAGGGAAGGCGAGGGCCGGAAGCUGAUGGUGGAUUGCACCGGCGAAGGCGUGAUGUUCACGGAGGCCGACGCGGACGUCGACCUGGAGCAGUUCGGCGACGCGCUUCAGCCGCCGUUCCCCGGCUUGGAGCAGCUGAUCUACGAUGUGCCGGGCUCUGAACCUGUCCUUAACGCUCCUCUGCUGCUCAUUCAGGUGACCCGUCUGAGGUGCGGCGGCUUCAUAUUGGGUCUGCGCCUGAACCACACCAUCUGCGACGCCCAAGGACUGGUUCAGUUCAUGAUGGCGGUGGGCGAACUCGCUCGCGGAGCCGCCGCCCCGUCACUCCUUCCCGUCUGGGAGCGCCACCUCCUCAACUCCCGGCUGCCGCCGCGAGUCACCCGCGUCCACCGCGAGUACGACGUCGUCCCCGACACCAAGGGCACCAUCAUCCCCCUCGACCAAAUGGCGCACCGCUCCUUCUUCUUCGGCCCCGCCCAAGUCGCCGCCCUCCGUUCCCUCCUCCCCCCCAACCUUCAAACCCGCUCCACCUUCGAGCUCCUCACCGCCUGCCUCUGGCGCUCCCGCACCAUCGCCCUUAACCCCGAUCCCGAGGAAGAGGUCCGGAUCAUCUGUAUAGUCAAUGCUCGUGGGAAACUCCGGCGCCUCCUCCCCGACGGUUACUACGGCAACGCGUUCGCUUUCCCCGUGGCGGUUUCGACGGCGGGAGAGCUGUGCCGGAAGCCGCUGGCAUACGCGGUGGAACUGGUGGCGAAGGCGAAGGCGGACGUGACGGAGGAGUACAUGAGGUCGCUGGCGGACCUCAUGGUUGUGAGGGGGCGGCCGCAUUUCACGGUGGUGCGGAGCUUCUUGGUGUCGGACGUGACGCAUGCCGGCUUUGGGGAGGUGGAUUUCGGGUGGGGGAAGCCGGCGUACGGAGGGCCGGCGAAAGGCGGCGUCGGGGCGAUCCCCGGCGUGGCGAGCUUCUAUAUACCGUUCACGAACAAGAAGGGCGAGCGCGGGAUUGUGGUGCCGUUUUGCUUGCCGGGACCGGCCAUGAAAACGUUCGUGACUGAGCUUCAGGCCUUGUUGAGCUCCGGUCAGGAUAAGACCCCUAUGUUCCUCCGGUCGGCCAUGUGAAGCAGCCCAUCGGAACAAUUUGCAGGUUCAGUCCUAGUCCUUUGCUUAAUAAUGUUAAUGGGAAGACAGGAGUAGGAAGGUAUAAUUAAUAAGCAGUGUCAGUGUGUAUACCCCGCAACCCAUCCUUUUGUGUUUUCUUUGUAUGAAAUACAAUCUCUCUGCAAUUUUGUCUCCAAAUCAUUCAUGAUCAAAUAACUUAAUGCAUACUCAGUCCAUUUAGGAAGAUAAAACCAAGAAAGAACAAUACGGAGGGAGACAGCAGAGAGAGUAGCCACCAUCCAAUUUUGGACUCAUGUUGGACAGUGGAGUUGGAUUGGAUGGGGAUAUUAGUGGAGGUUGUGGCCAGGCAACUGGCCAUACGGUCAAUAGGCUCCACACAAAUUAUUAAAGGAUUUUGCUACUUGUCCAGUGCACGCUACAGACUACAGAAAAUAGAAGAUUACAAUUUUACUCUCUCCCUAAUUCUUAUGGCCGGCUUCAGCAAUUGUCUAUCACCGCCUUUUUUUGUGUGCGUCGACUAUCACUGUAUUUUUUUUCUUCACCUUAAAGGGGAAGAAUGCAACAAUGGUCGGCGCACAGCAGGGGAGCCGGCAAAAAGUGGUUGCUGGAAGUGCCCUAUUCCUACUCGGCCAUGUCGUACUGUGAGCCUGUGAAUUAGGCUUUGUUUGGCAAUGCAAUUUUCAGAGGCUUUGUUUGGCAACGCGGUUUGACAACUUAUAAGAUAUUAGUACAGCGUUUAAGUUGUAAAGUUUAUUUAAUAACCUGUAUGGAUUUAUCAAGAGCUUCAAAACUCCACAGCUUAAAUGUUUUUGUAUUAGCAUUUAAAGAAAGCUUUGGGCAAUAAUUUUUGUAGAAAAGCUUGUGAGAGCUUUUGUAGUUGACCAAAGAAAUGACUAUUUUGCCAUCUUCCAA
Molecule: messenger RNA, 2399 nt
Organism: Diospyros lotus (date-plum)
Lineage: Eukaryota; Viridiplantae; Streptophyta; Magnoliopsida; Ericales; Ebenaceae
Product: benzyl alcohol O-benzoyltransferase-like
Exons: 3
Coding region: 111-1487 (458 amino acids)
Source: RefSeq, a predicted model, not a curated record